AUGUCGGAGUUAGAUCCCGAACGACACAUUCAAAAACAACGCAAUGUCGCCUCGGGAUACGCUCUCUCAAACAUCAUUCAACACGAAGCACAUUUCGACGCAGUUCUCCAACUCCUGACUUCCCGUUUGGACAGCUUCUGCGAAUCCGAAGAGCAAGUCGAACUGGACCAAUGGUUGUUAUUUCUCGCAUAUGACUCCGCGGGCGAAGUCAUUUUUUCCAAAUCAUUUGGAUUCCUGGAACAAGGUAAAGACGUCGGAGACGCUAUCAGAAACACGAGACGAUUGGCUCCAUACGUGGCUAUUAUGGGUUACUAUGUCUGGUUCCAUAACUUAACGCUAGGAAACCCACUUCUCAGUCGAUUAGGUAUCCAGCCUACAUCUCAUAUAUUCGACACUUGUAAUGCGGCAAUUGAUGCACGCCAGAAAAAUCCUGCAAAGCGAAUUGAUAUGAUGCAGAAGUGGCUUGAUACGCGCGCGCAACAUCCAGACCGCAUGGAAGAAAUUGAGAUUUUUACCGCUGCGGUCUCGACUCUUGCGGCUGGUGGAGAUACUGUUGGAACAACGAUGCAGGCGCUAUUUUAUAACUUGAUUCGGAAUCCUCACUAUAUGACGAGAUUGCGGAGUGAACUUGAUGCUGCUCAGGCCCGUGGGGAGCUUUCGCCUAUUGUUCAAUAUGCCGAGACCCAGAAAUUGCCUUUCCUUCAAGCCUGUAUAAAAGAGACGUACCGCUUCCAUUCCGCUAUUGGUAUGGGGUAUCCACGAGUCGCUCCGUCGGGGGGAAUGACGAUUGGUGACAAGUUCUUUGCUGAAGGGACCAUCCUUAGCGUGAAUCCAUGGGUCUUCCACCGGAACCCGGAAAUUUUCGGCCAAGAUUGUGACGAAUUCAAUCCAGACCGCUGGUUUGAGAAAGACACCACAGAAAUGAAUACCUUUUUAAUCCAUUGGGGCGCCGGAUAUAAUGCAUGCCCUGGACGAAACUUUGCUCAAUUCGAAAUAUCCAAGGUCGCUGCAACUUUGCUCCGGGACUACGAGAUUGAGCAAGUAGAUCCCAAGCAAGAGUGGAAAUGGUCCAAUCAUUAUCUCUGCGUGCCAUAUGACUGGCCCUGCAAGAUUCGGCACCGUUCAAGAGCAUGA
Messenger RNA from Penicillium longicatenatum, 1134 nucleotides. RefSeq names its product cytochrome P450. The transcript is spliced from 4 exons. Gene Ontology annotation, molecular function: oxidoreductase activity, acting on paired donors, with incorporation or reduction of molecular oxygen; monooxygenase activity; iron ion binding. Lineage: Eukaryota; Fungi; Ascomycota; Eurotiomycetes; Eurotiales; Aspergillaceae. The coding region runs from base 1 to 1134 and encodes 377 amino acids. The record is from RefSeq and is a predicted model, not a curated record.